UUCCAACCUUGAAGCAAUAGUAGACCCUGGUAGGGUAGGGAACUUACUUAAUUCUUGUGUCUGAUUCGAUCCCGUGAUAUGAUCAACUGACGGUUUUAUAUCGUGUACUUGGUGGUUUUACUAACGUUCGUUGUGAAUUAUUACGGCCAAUCCUCCUCGAAAACAUUCACCCUUUGCAUUUUGCUUUUAGUGAAAUACUGCAUGUUGGAUGUUAGGAGCGUACUGCUCCACGCCAUGAAGACAAGGUUGGAAUGAAGUCACAAUUUGAUGCACCGGGCACCAGCGAUUUCCCUUCAGCACUAGCAUGCAGCGCACGCAGCAGCAGCUCCAUCGGUACAAGAUGGCUGCUGCCAGUAAUGCGCCGUCUGGGCCCGGGCUGUCUAGCGUGCAAGGCAUGCCAGGACAGGGGCGCGGACCGAACAACGGCGCAGACUGGCGCAAAAACAUCGCUUGCAGAUAUUUCAUUCAUGGACUCUGCAGGGCAGGGGACAACUGCAGAUACGCCCACGACCGGGCAGGCAAACCUUCCACACGUUGCAAGUUCUUCUUACUUGGGACCUGUCGGUAUGGCAACCAGUGCAAGUUUGACCAUGACGUCCCAGGUGCACCCGUCCAGCCCAUGAGUAUAGCGCCCCCUACCAUGAUCCCCAUGGCCCAGAACAUCAGCUGGGGCCAGCCCCCUAUCCACCCCAUGUACCAGCCCGUCAUGGCCGCUGCGUACUACGCUCCUCCCCACAUGGUCCAGGUGCCCCAGCGGACCGACAUGACUGUGAUGCCUGACGGAUCCCAGGUGACUGAAGAGAGGAGAGGUUAUUGAGUUGCCGCCUGAAGUAGGUUGCGGGAGUUUGAUUUGCAACAGAUUAUUGAUGUACAUCCAUGCACCAUAGAGCAGGACCGAAAACACCUCAGAUGAGUUCCCAAGUAGAGUAUUUGUCAUUUUUUUUGUUUAACCACAGAACAAGAAAAUCUACAGUUUUCUAAUAUACUCAGUAAAAUUAUGUAGUCAACUUGAUUAUGCAUGUGUGUGUGUGUUUGUAGUGACUUGAAUUGCUGCAAAACAUGAAACUUGCCUGUAACAGACCAAAGUGUAAAGUUUGAAGAUCAUUUUGUUUUGUACUUGAUUGUCAAGAAAUAGUCACAUUUCUUAAGAAGUGUCCACAUUCAAUUUUCAGUAGUGAUUUCUGAAGGCAGUUUAACAGAAAAGACCCCCCCUCAAAAAAAGGGAAUAGGAUUAGUUUUGUGUUUUGUAGCAUAUCUUGAGUCUGUCUUCUAUCCUGUUCUUGAUGCAUUGUAUAUGUAUUACACCAAUAACCAGAGAAGUGGUCAAGUGGAACACUUCACUGCAACCAUUGCAGUUUACUCCCCAAGCAAGAAUGAUCGGCCUCGUUUCCUUCCACGAGCCUCUGAGAUGGGUCACAGAUAGAGGGCGCUUUCCACCUGCCCUCCCAUCUGUACGUUUGAAACAAAUAUGUUGUGAUUAACGUUAAUUGUAAGUUGGGUUGUUUUUUUAACUGAAGAACCGUACAAGUGCAAGCAAUGUUGUAAUUUAACUUUUUAUGGGGUUAUUAAGUAAACUUGACUGAUGUACCCAGUUAAUCUGAGGUUACUUGGUCAAAAAACACUUUUUCCUGAAAUUCUGCUUGAUCCCUACUGAAAACGAAGCAGAGUUGAAGAAAAAAUAUAAAUAGAUUGAAAUGGGGGUUAUAUCUACGACAGAUCGAACUUUUUUUUUUUUACGUCUGUGUACAUGUACUUUUAACUCAAUUUUGUCUGUCUUUGAUCACCUGAUUGUUUAUCAGAAAUAAUUUAUUACUUUUAGUAAACAGAUGGCCAACAGUUGAGGGGAUGAAAAAAAAAUAAUAAUAAUCGGAGCAGAAGGACACAAUAAUCUAAAGACUUGGUAAUAUGCAACCAAAGUUUUUAUUAUGAAUGCAGAACAGAGUAGUGAGAAGAGAAUGAAAAAAAAUUGAGGAAACUCCUUGCCUUACUAUUUACAAACUUUUCUCUAGGGAAAAUCAAAGAUUUUCACGGGGAUGUAAAUUUUUCCCAUUGAUUUUGAAUUCAAUGGGAAAUGCCUUUCUAAUAUUAGUAUGUUUAAAA
Patiria miniata (bat star) is the source of this 2100-nucleotide messenger RNA. Its product is annotated as E3 ubiquitin-protein ligase makorin-1-like. Bases 305 to 817 code for a protein of 170 amino acids. The transcript is spliced from 4 exons. Lineage: Eukaryota; Metazoa; Echinodermata; Asteroidea; Valvatida; Asterinidae. Gene Ontology annotation, biological process: protein polyubiquitination. The record is from RefSeq and is a predicted model, not a curated record. Gene Ontology annotation, molecular function: metal ion binding; ubiquitin protein ligase activity.